Dermacentor silvarum is the source of this 1432-nucleotide messenger RNA. RefSeq lists its product as uncharacterized. The transcript has 2 exons. Bases 1 to 981 code for a protein of 326 amino acids. NCBI's taxonomy places the organism in Eukaryota, Metazoa, Arthropoda, Arachnida, Ixodida, Ixodidae. The record is from RefSeq and is a predicted model, not a curated record.
AUGGUCGCCUUCGACACGCCGGAUCUCGAGGGGCGGUUACACGACGCCGGCUCCUGGCACGACUGGAGCGAUUUGCGGAGCCUGUGCAUCGUUCUUUUUUCUCAACGUCCAGACGACACUGUGUACCCGGCCGUCGGCGCUGCGUAUGACGGGGUGCUGCGCGACUUUUUCGGCAGGUUUUCCAGCCUCUCCGAGCUAAACGUCAGUUCGUUUCACUUCGGCGACGGCAUAGACUUCACGGAGCUGCUGUCCACUCCCGCUCUGCAGCGUCUGCGUGCGUUGUGCUUGCCGCCCUGCGGCAUGCGGCAGAGCGGCGCGGUGCGCCGGCUUGCCAUCAGCAUUAGCGAUAUCGAGGACCUGGACAUCCGCCUUAACGUGGGCGGUCGCCACCAGAGCUGCCAUUCCUGCAACCAGCAGCUAGUCAUCGAAACUGCGGACACGAGCGUGUUUAGCGUCAGCACGGGGCAAGGCCGUCUUACUUUCUGCAACGUGCCGAACCUGGCUUCUUUGAGCUUCCUCGGCAGCUGUCAGGUGCCCCACCUGCGGUUCAUCGACAUCGAUGACAAUCCGUGCUUCGAUUACAAUUCACUCGCAAAAGCCAUAUGCACCAACCUUAACGACUCCCUACGGUCCCUCGUAGUCAAGAUUGGAAGCCUCAAUUUCUUACACCCUAGUUUCACGAGCUCCCUGUGCGGCGCGGUAUUUCUGGAGCGCCUGUGCCUACUGUCCAACACGCGGUUGCAGUCGCAGGUUGCCGAGAGCGUCAUCAAAUCGCUGGCCGUCAAGCUAGGGUCGAUCUCCUACCUUCACAUGCACUACGUGGACGAAGCCGGCAGAGAGGCACGCCUGACGUGGAUUCGCUUGCUCGACGGCAUCGCUGGACAGUCUCAUCGAGGAGAAGUUAUGGCUGGGAAACCCUGCAUCAUGUGCUCCACCCAGACGUUCAUCGCACUCGCAAAACCGCGUCGCCGGGAACUGUAGACCAAGCAACGGACUAUAGAGGCGUCACACGUGGCCACAGGACUGGCGGCUCAGUCCUGGCGGGAUUUGGUUCCGCCCCGCCAAGUGACGGCAGGCAUCGAACUGAAACAUCGAUUGUGUCUGGUGAUAUAAGUGUUGCAAGGGAAUCGACGGUCCGCUAGUGACGUCACACCGUACUAACUUGAAGGCCGGUUGGUGUCUGGGAGGCGCCGCGUGACGAUAGUAGCAGGGCCUGCGCUAUAGCUGCUUCGCUCUCUUCGGGGCAUUCAGUGGGCGGUCGCUGUUUGUUUUACUAGUUCUGCAGAACAUUCCGCCUGUACACGCGUCCCUCAAGUAAUCGCCUCUACUAAGGAAUGCUGUCCUAGCUCAAAUCCGCUCAAAUUCUUGGUGAAGAUUCACCACUUCUUAACUCCAAAAGGUUCCUCAUUUUAUGGCUAAUAAAUGUUACUAC